CAAAUGGGUUUGGGAGGAGAGAGAAAGAAAAAGAGAGUUUUAGAGAGAGAAACGAAGAAGGUGUCGGGAUCUCUCUCGAAUGCGACGACGCACUCCGAGCGCCCACACACAACAACCCCACCCGUCUCUCCUCUCUCUCUCUCUCUCUAGGGUUUCCCAUCGGGGCCUCUCGCUCUAUCAUCGUCUAAGGUUUCUCCGAUCGAGCUCCGUGCUGCGGUACCAAACCCUAGCACGCAAUUUGCGGUAAUCGUUGAUCUCCUUAUUCCCCCCUUUUUUUGUCGGCGGGAGGUGGAUUCGGAUCGAAUUCGCGUUGGAUCGGCGCGGAUUCGGUCGGAAUCGGGAGAGGUAUUGGGGGAGUUGGGGGAUUUUGGGGCCCGACACGGGCGAUUUCACGAGCUGAUUGAGCGGAGGGUGGGGCGUGGAUGGUGACGUUAGUUGAUUGAGGGUGUCUGAUUCGCAAUUCGCUGUGUUUGCGGUGACGGAGUCGCCGCAAUUGGACCGAUGGACUUGGUUUCGAGUUGUAAGGAUAAAUUGGCAUAUUUUAGAAUCAAGGAGCUUAAAGAUGUCUUAACUCAACUUGGUCUGGCGAAGCAAGGAAAGAAGCAGGAGCUUGUAAAUAGGAUCUUAGCAUUCCUUUCGGAAGAACAAGGUUGUAAGUUGCAUGGGUUGGGAAAGAGAGGCUCUGUGGGAAAAGAAGGUGUGGCAAAAAUAAUUGAUGAUACUUACAGGAAAAUGCAAGUUCCUGGCGCGACUGACCUAGCAUCAAAGAGCCACAGUAGCUCAGAUUUUAAUCCAUUGAGGCCUAAAGAUGAAAUUGAUGAUUCUUACCAGUUGAAUGGAAAGGUUCGCUGCCUCUGUGGGGGCACAAUAAUGACUGAAUCAGUACUACAGUGUGAAGAUCCUCGAUGUCGGGUCUGGCAACACAUCAGUUGUGUACUUAUUCCAGAGAAGGCUGUGGAAGGCGCACAACCAGAAAUUCCUUCUCAUUUUUAUUGCGAGUUAUGCAGACUCAGUAAGGCUGAUCCAUUCUGGACUACUUUUUCACAUGUAUUACAUCCCGUCAAGUUGAACUCUUCUGGUGGCACAUCAGAUGGAAAUAAUACACUACAAAGUGUGGAGAAAACAUUUCAACUGUCCAGAACAGAUAGAGAAAUGCUGCAGAAGGCUGAAUAUGAUCUUCAGGUUUGGUGUAUGCUUCUCAAUGAUAAAGUUCCAUUUAGGAUGCAGUGGCCACAGUAUGCUGAUUUGCAAGUAAAUGGUAUUCCAGUUCGGGUAGUUACUAGACCGUGCUCACAAUUAUUAGGAAUCAACGGUCGGGAUGAUGGUCCGGUGAUCACCACAUGUAGCAGGGAAGGAGUAAAUAAAAUUUGUUUAAGUAGGUGUGAUGCUCGCGUUUUCUGCUUUGGCAUAAGAAUCGCAAAGAGGCGGACGCUACAGCAGGUCCUUAAUUUGGUGCCCAAGGAACCUGAUGGCGAGCGCUUCGAGGAUGCUCUUGCCCGGGUUCGUCGCUGUGUUGGUGGCGGAAAUGCUGUAGAGAACGCGGAUAGUGACAGUGAUUUGGAGGUGGUUACAGAAAAUGUAACUGUCAACCUCCGAUGCCCUAAUAGCGGUUCGCGAAUUAAAAUUGCGGGCAGGUUCAAGCCUUGCAUUCACAUGGGUUGCUUCGAUCUCGAAACUUUUGUGGAACUUAAUCAGCGGUCUCGUAAGUGGCAAUGUCCGAUAUGCUUAAAAAACUAUACUCUUGAAAACAUGAUCAUUGAUCCCUAUUUUAAUCGAAUAACUUCAUUGCUGCGAAACUGUGGCGAAGAUGUAAAUGAGAUUGAAGUCAAGCCUGAUGGUUCUUGGCGUGCAAAGGGUGAAGGUGUAAUUUGGGAGCUUUCUCAGUGGCAUUUACCUGACGGUUCUGUUUGUACCCCAAAGGAGGAAGACAUAAAGCCCCGCUUAGAGGAUAUAAAGCAAAUUAAACAAGAAGAUACUUUAGAAGGGCCCCACACAGGCUUGCGAAUAGGAAUCAAGAGGAACAGCAAUGGAAUCUGGGAAGUGAGUAAACCCGAUGUAGUGAAGCUGCGGUUUUCUGGAAAUCAAGUUCCUAACAAACCCGAAAACCACUUCCAGAACAUUCCAAUGAGCAGCAGUGCCACUGGAAGCUACAGAGAUGGUGAAGACCCUAGUGUAAACCAAGAGGGAGGGGUCCACUUUGAUCUAUCAUUGAAUAAUGGGCAUGAGUUUGAUUCUCUUUCUCCAAAUUUUGAUCCUGCAUACAAUGUUGAGGAAGGAAUUCCUCCUCCCCAGUCAAGUGGCCCAAAUUUCAUCGUUCUUAGUGACUCUGAUGAAGAGAACAUUGCAUUAGGUGGGAACACUAUGCCUUUUCCUACCACUCAUACAGGGUUUUCAGAGAGGUACUCUGAAAGGUACCCCGAAGACCCAGGCCUAGGUUUGUUUAACAGCAACGGUGAUGAUUUUGGACUAAAUCCGUGGCAGAUUCAAACUUGUCCUCAAGGGCCGGGCUUUCAAUUCUUUGGGUCCGAAGCUGAUGUACCGGAUAACCUAGUUGAUUCACAUAAUUCCCUCGGCGUUGCACCAAACAAUGGGUUUGGUCUGGGGCCAGAUGGUAAUAUUGGGGAGACGUCUGGGGCUCAAGACAUUUCGAACUGUCAUAAUGGUUUGGAUAUGCAUGGGAGUUUGUUUGAUAAUCCCAUGGCUGUUGAUAAUGACGAUCCAUCCUUGCAAAUUUUCCUACCAAGUGGACCAUCCAGUGUUCCUCUGGAAUCGGAUUUUGGUGCGCGUGGUGAUGUGGCGAAUGGGGUCCGUUCUGAUGACUGGAUCUCGCUUACUCUUGCUGCUGGCGGAGGUUAUGAAGAGUCUGCUCCUAGUAAUGGGCUGAAUGUGGGGCGGCAGCAGCAGCAGCAGCAGGUGCAGGGGCAGCUGCCAAAGGAGAAUAGAGUGGAGCCAAUAAAUGAUGCUGCUUCUGCCCUUCUGAGCAUGAAUGGUGACAGAGGUAACAACAGAGCAAAUUUGAAUAGUACAAGGAACAAUAACUUGUUCUCUCAUCAUCCUCCACAGCCCCGAUCUGUGCGCCCUCGACUUCAUCUAUCAAAUUAUCUAUCAAUAGACACCGAUUCGGAUUAAACAACACAGAAAAUCAUGAGAUAAAAGAAUAAACUGUUUUCGUGAACAUGUUUAAGCUCGCCAUAUUCACCACUUCAAUUCUACAUGGAAAGUUGGUAAUCUAAGCCAUUUUAUUGAUGUAAACGAGAAAUUUUUUGCAGCACCUGAUAUUGUGGCUCAGUCAAGUAACUGGUGAGCUUAACCUUUUAAGUGGACUUUAAGGGUGAGUUGCACUAAGAUGCCCAUCCUUUUAUGUUAAGUUUUCAAUUUGGUCCCCUGACCCAAUUGUUACAAUUGUGUCCCUGCCCUAUACAUUGAGUUCUCUAUUAAAUUCGAAGAAAAUGCCCAUGUAAAUCCGUGUGCAAAGUCCACAGUUGCUUCUCUGGCAUUUGGAUGAUGAUUACAUGGUUAUUUUCGUCCAAACAAAAUGGAUAAAAUUGUGACAAUAUGCAGAGGUCGGGAAGUUGGUGACAAUUAACUGACACAGUUGGGACCAAACUGAAUUUAACAUUAAAAGUUUCGGGGCCAUGAGUGAAGCUUACCCUAGACAUUGCUUGCAUUCUUUUGGCGCGCCCAUCAUUGAAGGUCGCUGAUUCUCAUCCACAGGUCGUCACAGUUUUUUUUUCCCUUUUUUCUUCUCUUACCUGAAUUGCCUGCAAAAAGCUGUAAAUUUUUAUAGGAGAUGAGGGAAAUUUGAGGCCAUUCCAGGAUGUGUAAGCCAAAUGAAUGGGAAGGCCCGUUGUAUCAUAUAAUUUGUAUUUAGGGUUUUUGAUCGGUUGUAAAUUUUAGGUGCUUAUUCAUCCUGGUGAAGAUGGCAUAAAUUUCAUGAAUCACAGGGUUUGUUCGUGACUUUUUUUUUUUCCCUUGAACUAGAAGUUUGCAUCAACUGCUUGAUAUUCAUCUAAUAAUAUAUUAAGAUGACUGUUCUUUGUUGUC
Molecule: messenger RNA, 4044 nt
Organism: Ananas comosus (pineapple)
Lineage: Eukaryota; Viridiplantae; Streptophyta; Magnoliopsida; Poales; Bromeliaceae
Product: E3 SUMO-protein ligase SIZ1
Exons: 16
Coding region: 502-3129 (875 amino acids)
Biological process (GO): protein sumoylation
Molecular function (GO): SUMO ligase activity; zinc ion binding
Source: RefSeq, a predicted model, not a curated record